Frieseomelitta varia is the source of this 2568-nucleotide messenger RNA. Its product is annotated as protein unzipped. Lineage: Eukaryota; Metazoa; Arthropoda; Insecta; Hymenoptera; Apidae. The coding region runs from base 421 to 1851 and encodes 476 amino acids. The record is from RefSeq and is a predicted model, not a curated record. The transcript has 5 exons.
UUUCGGAGAGGCGGCACGAAGAAAAGAAAGAGAAACACGCGAAAGCAAAAAGGGGCGAUAGAGAAGGAUCGGGUUAGAUACAAGUGAGCGCGCAGUGAAAGAAGGAAGGGAAGGGUGGGACACUGUGUGAGGCACACUCUGUCGGUUCUCGCGCUAGCGUCAGUUAUUUGGCUUGCCGCUUGCUCGGCGGGUGUACAGUGCGCUUGUAUACCUUUCCAACGAUUGCUAACGGUGGGCCGUUGACUCGCGAAAAACUUCUUAACGUACCUACACGCUUAACGAACGUACGUUAACGCAAUUUUCGUUUAGUUACACGACAACCAGAAUAAAACUUUGGAAGUGACAUAAUCGCGUAAUCCUCGUCUGCUCUUGAUGCCAUUUGGGACUCGCUCGCAUUAUUUGGAUUAAGAUAAUGCAAUAAUGUCUUGGCAAAGGGUCUACCUUGCUGUGGGACUGUUCGGCGUUCUGCUGUUGCUGACGAGCGCGGACAACAGCGUGCACAUUCUGUCGAAGUACCAGCAACUGAUCACAUCGACCACCCUCAACUGGCUUCCCCGUUCUCACUAUGAUUCCUCGAGGGAAAUAGUCAUCGGCGGCUUUGAGAUCGAAGAAUCGGAAGACGACUCGUUCAACAAUCAAGCGGAGAAAUCGGAGAGAAAGAGGCCCCUGUACGUGUGCAGGGUACUGCACUCGACCGUCUGGGUGGCUGGCACCCAGAGGGGUGACGAGCAACGAUGCACCGUGACAAUUCACGAUAACGUGCAGUCGUACGACAAAUACGAGCUGCUAGAGAACAUAGACAAUGCGGCCCGCGUCAACUGGGAGUACUGGGACAAAUACAAGAACACGCCGUUCGGCGCCGUGGCCACGGAGAAAGAGAAGAUGUUCGUCGCGCGUCACGCCGCAGAAACUGACAAAAAUACGUCGUCGCCGAGGUACACCCAUUACAUCGGCACCUUGACUGCCUUAGACAUUCUGGGGAGUAUCAGCUACGUCAGAGACGAUGGCACCGAAGGAACCGCAAAGAAAGGCGACGUUCUAGUCGAGACGGAACCGAUUUACUACGAUUUGACAAGGGUUAAAUUGAAUUGGCCUAAAAAGCGUGUGAUUAAACGUACGCCCAAUACCCUUGGCAAAACGACGUUUGCCAAUAAGGGGCCGGAAGCUGCGAAUAUGGCGCAAGCUUUUACUUACGAGUACAAGUAUUCGAUGUACUGGGGUCAAGGCCACGCCAUUCUCAAAGGCCUAAACACAUCAAUUACGUUGACGAACGGCACCGCUUUACCAAAAAUAAUGUGGGGCACAAAGGAAACUAACAAUCGUACCGACGUAUACUCGGUAGAGGUGUUCCUUGAACCUGGUACAGGAAUAAACGUGAGCCUGACAGCGAAUUAUACCAACAUGGAGGUACCAUAUAGUGGAACAUUAAUUUCCUAUUACGAGGAUAGAGAGACGAAGUCUCGCGUGAUAAGCGGUAUUCGUACCGAGGAGACCAUGUUCGAUAUAAAACCUGAAUUCGGACCUAUUUACUUCCUCGGCAAUUACAGUUUAGUUCCUACCACUACCGAGCCACCUACCACGGAACCGAGCACUACCACAACCCCGCAGAACGUGAGCAAGGAUACUCAUCAUCGUCAUGCUCACGAUAUGGAAGAGAGCGAGGACCACGACGAGAAUAUGAUUAUACCGCCGAAGAAAUCGGAUAUGUCUAACAUGCAAAGCGACGACGGUGGGCCGUUGUCAUUGAAAAACAAGGUGGAGACGACGCACUCCGGAGCAUCGUCUCUCCUUAGAUUAAACGUAGAGCUGCUUUUAAUUUCGUUACCAAUUAUUGUCCAUAGAAUCACGUGAAAAGAUCAAUGCCUCUAAGAGUAUCCUAUAAGUUCUAAGUUGCAAUAGUAAUAUAUUCGUAGAGAAAAAAAAAGCCAGUGUCCAGAGAUUAUCAAAAAAUGCAGAAAAAAAAGUAAAAAAGACAAAAAAAGAAAUAGAAAAAAAAAAGAUUAAAAAGAAAAAAAAAACAUAGAUGAACCGAAUAUACAAAUACACACAAGAUGUUGCUGUAAUUUCGUACAUAUAGCCGAGUAUGGAACGAAAUAAAAAAAAAAAAGCUACCUUGAUUAUAAAUCGCUGAUCAAGUCAGACCGCGAUGUCGACGCUGACAUAAUGCUUGCCUUUCGAAGAUGAAUAAAAAAAAUACUUCAUAUUUAAUAUAUAUAUAUAUAUAUAUAUACAUAAAAAUAUAUAUAUAUACACACGUUUAGGAUAGCACAUGAUGAAAGGGAUACCUUAAGCGAUGAGCUAGUCUCCCGACGAAUGUUAAGUACAAGCGAUCGCAGCCAACAUAUAGACAUGUUAACGACAAACCACGAACCGUUAACAUUCACCUCUAUACUGUUGAAUUAACUGAUAAAUGUGUAAACUAAUGACAUUCCGUCUUUAAACUAAUCUUCGCUGUGAAUCGAUUUUCCAGCUAAACUAUUUUAUGCCUUUGCAAAGUGUACGUUCUAGGAUCUUCUUCUAGAAAAGACUUUGGAAAAAGCUUUUGAUGGAAAAGAGAAAGAGAUAAAA